AUGGAGCAUGUAAUGUCUAAGUUCAUCAAGAGGAGGAACCGGCCUUCGUUCGAGCCCAAGGCCGACAAGAAAGAGACCAAGAAGGAGGAGACCAAGAAAGCAGAGGAAUCGUCAGAGGAUGAAGAGGAAACGGAGCAGCAGUGGGAGCAGAGGACGGAUCCUUACGGGCGCCUAUGUUGGCAGCACCGCCAAACCGGGCAGGUUACCUACGGUACCAGCUAUGCCCUCCACCAGCAGGGCUACAACACCGGCCUAGCGGCGAAGGGCUUCGACUCGGACGAUGACGACGAUGACAACAAGAAGCCGGCGGCCGCCGCCGCCGCCGCCGCCGCCCCUGUCCCCGCCCUUGCUCCGGUGGCCGUGGUGCCGCCGCCGCAACCGUACAUGCAGCAGCCCCAGUACGGGAUAUCGCCGGUGCCCCGGCAGUACUACGGCCACUCGCCGGUGCCGUACGGGAUGUCGCCGGUGGCCAUGUACCCGGCAGCGCCCUGGAACGCUAUGCCGGCGUCGCCCGUGCCGGUCCAGGUGCCGGAGUACAUCAAGCGGCAGCACGCCGAGGCCCUCAAGGCGAAGAAGAAGAAGGAGGAGGAGGAGAAGAAGAAGAAGGCGGCGGAAAAGAAGAAGAUCGCCGCGGGGGUGUGGGAGAAGUUGUACACCAGGGACGGCGGGAAGUUCUGGCAGCACUCGGUCACCGGAGAGACCUCCAAGACCGACCCCUACUACUGACGCCGCCGUCGGCGCUGAAGCGGUCCCGCGAAUGCGGGGGGGGGGGGACUGGCUCCCUUGCUGAUAAAUUGCGGCGGCGGCGGCGGCGACCGAAGGGAGACCGCAAAGACACGGCGUUGCUGGCGAAGAGGUGCGUUGGCGUAAGCCGCGCACCCUUGUGAGAUGGUUUUGGGCGGGCUCGAGUGGUCAUUGUUGAUUGUGGCAGCACAGUACCGGGGGGGGGCGAGGAGGAUAAGGUCUAUCGUGGCCACCCGCAAACAAAGCGAGGUUUUUCUGAUUGGUGAAUUUGUUUUUUCAGCACACGGGAAGCGGCCCGACAGAAAUGAAAUGCGGGUAUUUAGGAUGUGCAACACCCUACCGCGGUUCCGGCUUACGGCACGAUUGGCGGCUGUGUCGCUUCAAGUUCCGCGUGUGCCACACCGGUGUGUGUAUGUGUGUAUCGUUUCUCCCCUGGCCUUCCGAGGUUGACUGACUGGUAACGGCUUGCUGCCUUUUUUUUUUUCUUGCUCGGAAGGAUGUGUUGAGAGGGUGGAGUGUGUGCAAAGGCCAACAGAACAAAGCGGCGUGUUUUUAUACCACUGUUUCAAGCGGGGGGAACUCGAACGGGACCCCGGUGUCACGAGGUCCGACAGGCGCAUGUUGUGUUUAAUAUGAGGUGUAUUUGUUUGUAUGGUUUCGUUUUUUUGUGUUUUUUAUUGUAUGGUCCAUCGUCUCUCGUUUCCGUGUUUGAGUGCCUUGCAGCAUGUGUUUCGGGACAGACAGACAGUACGGCAAGCCCUCGCCCUGUGUGCACAGAAGUAGAGCUGGCGCUGGGUGGCUUUUUAAGGUUCAAGAGCUGCUUUACUGAUUCAAAAGACAGAUGCAUAUUUGUUUUAUGCGUGGGUAUUUAUUUCCCCCCUCCUCACAAGCUGUUUAAUGUUGGUUGGAGGUGGGAAGGGGGGGGGGGGGUACAAGUGAACGACAGCUGCCCUUGCGAAUCCCCUUAUCUGCGCAACGCGAGGGACACCGUCUUUCCGGCAGUUUCAGUGGUUUCGGGCGUAUUUUACGGUGCAGGCACGCGGUGGUACCAUGGUCCCUACAUUUACCUGCACUGGCGGUUUCGGGUGAAGUGUCAUGUUGUCCUUCUGUCCAUUUAUUUGAAAAUAUAAAUGAGGACGCGAAGUAGGGGUUUUGCCUUGAGAUGGGAUGUCAAGAUUUGCCGAAUUCAGGUGGUGGUGUUCCCGCGUGAAACUGAAGGACGAUUUUAUUUUUUGUGCUUGCCCCGGACUGCUGUGCUUGUUCAUCUUUCUGUAACCCUUUUCGCCGUAUUUGGCUCAACCGAUUCCUUUCCGGUGUGUAGUGUGCUGACAGCCAGAGAAAAACCAAAAGACGAACACACACCCCAGGAAGUUUAUUGAGUACCACUUACUUUCUGCCAGGGAAAUCGUCGUGCUUUGUUGUGGUUGAUUUCGGGGGCAAAGAGAUUGAGUCAGCAGGGACGAAAGAAGGCUAUAUUAGGGUCAGCAGAGGGCCAUGCUGGCUCCAAUAGGCCAGCACAGAGAUACAGAGGCUAGGCGGUGGCUAUACACAUUGCGUGAGUCCUGCGCUAUCCGUCUUCGUUUUUGGGGGUAUUGUUGCUUGUUCGCAGCUCAGCGGAGCCUUGCGAAAAGGAGAACCUACCCCCCGUCGCUUAACACGCCCGCCCGUUCUUUGGCGCGGAGGUCGGCUAGCUAGAAUAGCUGCAGGCGUGCGGCGUGGUUGCUGUGUUGGAUCUGAGAAGAGAUGGGGCGACGGGUGAUAAUCUUCAACCCGUUGACGCGGUGUAAUUGUGGAGGGGAACGAGGGGGGUAACUCGCACGCAGCCCGUGGCUCUAGUUCGUUGUUGGUGAAUCAGACCAGAGGCUUGUCGCUUUGAGGUCAACAAGCAAGUAAAUAGCACAAGAAACCAAGUCUAUUUUGUCGCACGAGACGAGCUUCCGAAGUUGUAUCAGAGGGAAGACGAGUGAAAAAUUAGGGCGCACGCUGUUGUUGAAUGUAUGUAUGUGCCGGAGGGAGGAGGUGAUUGAUGGUGUGGCGAUUCCUGGAUGAUUGCUUGCCGUCGUAUGGUUGUUGUUUUCUCUUCUUGAUUGUCUAGCCGGCUUUCUUUGUGUGCCCACGUUGUGAGCGCUGGCACGGUGCGGUGAUGAUGGUAUGUAGUUGUGAUGGUGGUGGCGCGAUGUGGUAUGGGUCGCGAUCGUACCGGUGUGCCAAGCUAAUUUGACGUUAAGAGAGGACGCGAUAACUAACGUACAACAACGAAAAUCAG
This is a messenger RNA of Ectocarpus siliculosus, 3010 nucleotides long. Lineage: Eukaryota; Phaeophyceae; Ectocarpales; Ectocarpaceae. The record is from the annotation of a GenBank genome assembly.